AAUAUGAUAUGUAAAGUUUGGUAUGUCAAUUUGAUGUGUAAAGUUUGGCAUGUCAAUUUGAUAUGUAACGUUUGGUAUGUCAAUUUGAUGUGUAAAGUUUGGCAUGUCAAUUUGAUGUGUAAAGUUUGGUAUGUCAAUUUGAUGUGUAACGUUUGGUAUGUCAAUUUGAUGUGUAACGUUUGGUAUGUCAAUUUGAUGUGUAACGUUUGGCAUGUCAAUUUGAUGUGUAACGUUUGGUAUGUCAAUUUGAUGUGUAACGUUUGGUAUGUCAAUCGAGAGUCAUUUUAUUUGAGUUUUACGUCCUACACGACUGUUCCAUAUUGGAAUAAUGAAGACAGGCAACGUCAUGCAGUGUACAAUGAGACAAAUCUUGGCAUGACAGCGCAAUGA
This is a messenger RNA of Lottia gigantea (owl limpet), 390 nucleotides long. RefSeq lists its product as hypothetical. The transcript has a single exon. The annotation marks the transcript as partial. The record is from RefSeq and is a predicted model, not a curated record. NCBI's taxonomy places the organism in Eukaryota, Metazoa, Mollusca, Gastropoda, Lottiidae.